Molecule: messenger RNA, 987 nt
Organism: Eutrema salsugineum
Lineage: Eukaryota; Viridiplantae; Streptophyta; Magnoliopsida; Brassicales; Brassicaceae
Product: glycine-rich protein A3
Exons: 3
Coding region: 274-786 (170 amino acids)
Source: RefSeq, a predicted model, not a curated record
GGAAAAUAGAAGGGAUAAAUAAAAGGAAGCGCGUAGCGUGGAAACUACGGUUCGAUCUCGAUCACGAUCAGCAGCGUCUCAGGCGUUUCCUCGCUUCGAGAAAGUAUUAUAUGCAGACGACGACGUCGUCAUCUUAAGUGGCGAUUUCGCACUUCUUGAGAAUUUCGAAAUCAAAUCAACUCUCUUUCUUUCGUUUCUGGGCAGUUCGCGAGAAUCAGAAAACCCUCAAGCUUGUGUAGUAACCGUUUUCUUUAAAACUGAAGUGUGAAAAAAAUGGGAAAAGAUCAGCAUAAUCACAAUGACAGAGGAUUCUUCCACCACUUAGCAGGAUUUGCAGGGGGACACUACCCACCUCACGGUCACGGUUAUGGUCAUCAUGGUCACGGUUAUGGAGCUCCUUAUCCAUACCCUCCUCCUCCUCCUCCUCAUGGCUACCCACCAGUUGCUUAUCCUCCACACGGUGGUUACCCUCCAGCCGGUUAUCCUCCAGCUGGUUAUCCUCCACCCGGUUAUCCUCCUCACGGUUAUCCCGGUCCAUCUCAUCACUCUGGACAUCACCAUGGAGGUAUAGGAGGGAUUAUAGCAGGUGGUGUGGCUGCGGCAGCUGCACACCAUAUGUCUCACCACGGACACUAUGGUCACCAUCACGGUCACGGUUAUGGCUACGGCUAUCACGGUCACGGUAAGUUCAAACACGGCAAAUUCAAGCACGGAAAAUUCGGAAAACGCUGGAAACAUGGCAUCUUUGGGAAGCACAAGGGCAAGUUCUUCAAGAAAUGGAAGUGAUUCUUUUGUUUUCCAAAAGAUUGAUCCAAUUCAGAGGCUAUAACAUUAUCAUUACCUAACAAUAAAUAUUAAGUCUCUGUAAAAAAUUACUUAGUUAUUGUGAGCCUUGGAGGUUAGAAAGUCAUGAUCGUUCUUUCUUGGUUUGGUUUCAUGAAGCUUUUGUUUUUACAUUAGCAUGUAUAAAGUUUGCUCCUUUUGGUA